This is a messenger RNA of Cololabis saira (Pacific saury), 7228 nucleotides long. RefSeq names its product solute carrier family 20 member 2 (gene slc20a2). Gene Ontology annotation, molecular function: phosphate transmembrane transporter activity. Gene Ontology annotation, biological process: phosphate ion transmembrane transport. Bases 549 to 2594 code for a protein of 681 amino acids. Gene Ontology annotation, cellular component: membrane. The transcript is spliced from 11 exons. Lineage: Eukaryota; Metazoa; Chordata; Actinopteri; Beloniformes; Belonidae. The record is from RefSeq and is a predicted model, not a curated record.
UCGACGGAUCAACCCCCCCAAACGCCCGGAUGAGAGACGACGUUCAGCGCAACAUGGUCGCAUGAGUUAGCCCAGUGGAGUGCAACCAUUCAGGGGGGCGUCGAACCAGCAGCCACUGCAGGAAUCUGACAUUUUCCCCGCAAACCCCCGCAGAGCAGAGCAGAGCAGAGCGGUGCGGGCACGCAGCGCAGCAGCGGCCAGAGGCGCGGAAGACCAGGGACGGUGGUGCGUUCACGGUGUCCUAUUUCGUGGGUGAAAGAGCGUGCAGACAGGCUGCCUCACACUACGCUAUGGAAUGCUCCCUGCUCCCACCAUCACUAGUCUCCAGUCUUUGGACUAACCUCAAAACACUUAGUUAGCAGCUGUGCUUCUCCCCUCGAACUCUUUCCAACCAGGGGACAAAGAAACGGAGCGAGCUAGUCCUCCACUGAAAACGCACAGAGCACUUCUUGUAUUGAGUUUUUUUUUCUUUUGGGAAUAUUUAAGCUAGAUUUACCCUUUUUUUUUUCUUGGAUUAUUUUUGUUUGUUGCCGUGGAAUCAUAUCAAGAUGGAUCUGGAGUCGUAUCUGUGGAUGGUCAUUCUUGGCUUUGUUAUCGCCUUCAUCCUGGCAUUUUCGGUGGGAGCCAACGAUGUGGCGAACUCGUUCGGCACGGCGGUGGGCUCUGGCGUGGUCACGCUGAAGCAGGCCUGCGUCCUGGCGUCCAUCUUCGAGACGCUGGGCUCCAUGCUACUCGGAGCCAAAGUGGGGGAGACGAUCAGGAAAGGCAUCAUAGAUGUUAGUCUCUACAACGAAACGGUGCCCGUGCUCAUGGCAGGGGAGGUCAGCGCCAUGGUUGGGUCGGCGGUCUGGCAGCUGAUCGCCUCCUUCCUCCGACUGCCCAUCUCUGGGACUCACUGCAUCGUCGGCGCCACCAUCGGCUUCUCCAUGGUGGCCAUCGGCACCAGGGGCGUGCAGUGGAUGCAGCUCGUCAAGAUCGUGUCUUCUUGGUUCAUUUCCCCUUUACUCUCUGGACUCAUGUCUGGACUCCUCUUCAUGCUUAUCAGACACUUCAUCCUGAACAAGGAUGACUCCGUCCCCAACGGGCUGCGAGCCCUGCCUCUCUUCUACGCCACCACCAUCGGGAUCAACACCUUCUCCAUCAUGUACACUGGAGCUCCAUUGCUGGGGAUAGAGAUGCUGCCAGUGUGGGCCAUAUUUCUGAUCACCUUGGCGGGGUCGCUGGUCUGCGCAGCUGUAGUCUGGAUGAUCGUCUGUCCCUGGAUGAGGAGGAAAAUAGCAAGUCGAUUAAAGAAGGAGCAGGCUCUGUCCAGGAUCUCAGACGAGAGCCUGGACAAGAUCCCCGAGGAAGAGGAGGAGAGUCCCGUCUUCAAAGAGCUGCCGGGGGCCAAGGGCACGGACGAGGCCGUGCUUCCGCUCACCGGGGGCGGCGGCGACCGCAGCACCCGCGACUCCAACGUGGAGCUCACCAGCCUGGCCAACGGGGGCACGGUCCUGCCCAACGGCAGGGUCUACGGUCGGACCCACUCCAUGACCAACGGCUGCCUCAAGUCCCCGGUCUCCAACGGCAGCUUCAGCUUCGACGGCCACACGCGCAGCGACGGCCAGGUGUACCACACGGUGCACAAGGACUCGGGUCUCUACAAAGACCUGCUCCACAAGAUCCACCUGGGCCGCAUGGACGAUAAUAUCCGCUCGGGCUCCGGCGCCGGCCCGGCCGACAACAACUACCGCCUGCUGCGCCGCAACAACAGCUACACCUGCUACACGGCCGCCAUAUGCGGCAUGCCCGUGCAGCCCAUCAUCCGCUCGGAGUCGCGCGACGACAGCGAGAAGCUGGUGGGCGAGGGCGGCGGCGGCGGCAGGAGCAACAGCGUGUCUUACACCAAGAAGCGGAUCCGCUACGACAGCUACUCGUCGUACUGCAACGCCGUGGCGGAGGCCGAGAUCGAAGCGGAGGAGGGCGGGGUGGAGCUGAAGCUCGCCACGGACCUGGAAGGGACGGACGAAGACGGAUCCCCAGCUCCGAUACCUCUGGACGACCUAACGGAGGAAGAUCGGGAGGAGAAGGACAAGCCGGAGGUGUUCCUGCUCUUCCACUUCCUGCAGAUCCUCACCGCCUGCUUCGGAUCCUUCGCCCACGGUGGCAACGAUGUCAGUAAUGCCAUCGGCCCCCUGGUGGCGCUGUGGAUGAUCUAUGACCAGGGAGGUGUGAUGCAGGACGCCGCCACCCCCAUCUGGCUCUUGUUCUACGGCGGUAUCGGCAUCUGUGCCGGUCUGUGGGUGUGGGGCCGCCGCGUCAUCCAGACCAUGGGGAAGGACCUGACUCCCAUCACGCCCUCCAGCGGAUUUUGCAUUGAAGUAAUGAGUGCGCUAACAGUCCUUGUUGCAUCAAAUGUGGGCAUCCCAAUAAGCUCCACCCACUGCAAGGUGGGCUCGGUCGUGGCCGUGGGCUGGAUCCGCUCCCAGAAGGCCGUGGACUGGCGUCUCUUCAGGAACAUCUUCCUGGCGUGGUUCGUCACGGUGCCGGUGGCCGGGCUCUUCAGCGCCGCCGUCAUGGCCCUGUUCGUCUACGGCAUCCUGCCCUACGUGUGAGGGCCCCGCGGCUGGGAGGGGGAGCGGAGGAGGAAGGCGAGCGGCACGGAGGGAAACUCGGGUGAAAACCGUAGCUUGAGUUUGGAGGUGGCAGGAAGGAGAGGAGAGGAGAAGGAAGUGAAGACGGGGAAUGUGGAGAAGAGCAGACGAGUUGGAGGGAGCUGCAGAUGUUUACAAGUGGACUUGGUUGUACCGUGGUUGUGGGGGGGGAGGGUUGGUUCACGCUCUGUCCGGCUCCGUUGUCUCGAGGUCUUUUUGACUUUUGAGUUUAUAAUAAUUGUUUUUUUCUUUUAUUUAUUCUCUUAAUGAGAGGGUGGGUUGCAUACGAAGUCUGUCACUCAAUCUGCUGUAUAUAAAACAACUUACCAGUAACCUUUAACGAGAACGAUAUCUGCUGGACAAAACGAGAGCCGCCGUUUUCAGCUUCUGCUAAAAAGAAUCAUGAUUCUCAAAACAGCUUACGACUAAAAUAAUAUUUCAAAAAGCGGUCACUUCUGACAACAUUUCCUCAAGUCAAACCUUUCAUCAUUCUUCCUGCAAUAUCGGGUAGCAUUGUUGGUCCGGUGCUCGUCAUAAUCAAUAUUCCAAAAAGAAAAGAAAAGCUUGUACAUAUUGUUAAGGUGGAUUAUGAUUUGUUGUAUUGCAGCUUGCUUUAACACAAAAGAAGAAAAGGUGUGUGCGUUUGUGUGGGGGUCAAACCAACCCGCCCAGCAUCGUAUCGGCGCGCAGGUACAACCGGGGCCAAAUGGGAAGGACGAUGGCGCAUCUGUCACUCUGCUCCGUGUUUAUUUUCCACAUGAUACCAUAGAAACCUAAUUUACUAAAGAGCCGAUUUUUGUCAAGCGCUCCUGUAUGUUUUUAGAGAUGGAUCUCAUAUUUUUAAUGAUGUAUUAUACUGUAAUUUGUACUGUAAAUAAUGUCUUUAUGGAGUUGGGCGGCGGGAUGGGGAUCGCAGCUUUCUUUUUAAUGUAGUAGAUGGAGAGGGGAGGGAGAGGGGGGUCCUUACCUCAUGAUCUUAUCAUUUUACCGAACCUUUUCUUUGCCCAUUGCUCAUAGCAAAAAAGAGAAGAAAAAAGACACACUAAACCGGUUUAUUCGGGGGUUCCUUCUCGGUAUCUAUAAUACGGUAUUGUUCCCUCCUUGAGAAAAAAAAAAGUGCAGUUGUUUUUUUGUUUUUUUUUUAGAGAAUGAGGGACGGAGAGGUUGUUCUUUUUCAGAGCAGAUCCAUGCCAAAGUAACUCUUACCAUUUCAGCAUGUCAUUUUAACGUAGCAAAAAUCUGUGUUUAGGUGCAUCAGAGGCCAAAACACGAUGCGUGAGCUGAGACGUUUGAAAAAGAGAAAAAGAAAAAAAAAGAACUAACAAGGUCUCGUAUGACGUUCACAUACCUUCAUCCCUUUUGCCUUUCAUUUCAUACGUAAUGCUCCGUCAUAUCGUCGGCCCCCUGCCAGGGACGGACCGCGGCUCUCCAGACUCGCGUCCCGGGGUUUUUCUUUCACAUCCCCUCCAUGUGACAAAACCGGUUGUGGGGGGGGGGGGAACCUCGUCAUGCUACAUAGCAAAUGUGUCAUAUCAAACAGUGAAAUAUUAAACCGUUGUAUUAUAACGCAGCCAGCUGUGCAGAUGUGGAGAGGCUGCAGAUUCAACUGCACACUGGUUUUGUUGAGGUGCGGCGGCAUCUCUCGCUUCAGUCUCAGUCUCAGCGUUGGUUUGAUGCCGAGGGCUCAGUUAAAGACGCACAACAUAUAUCGAGUCUUUUGCCUGACGAUCCAUGUUUCUGAGAGAGACGGUAUUUUCGACGGGGAGGUACAACUGAUCAUCACCAGCUUUUUAAACCGGGGUCACGUGACCUGUGGACGAACAAAGUCUAAAACUUUUUUUUUCUUUUCUUUUGAACAAAUUCGAUGCAAGUUCUUUUUAUUGUGGUGUUUUUUCUUUUUUUGUUUGUUUUUGUUUUUCAUGAACAAAUCUAUGCUUAAGUAGCCACAUGCCUUGUAACGUUGUGUUUUUACUUACUGUGCAGAUACAGUCAAAUAAUUAAGUACUGUGGUGUUUACAUCGUAACCAUAUUGUAGAGUAUCUGUGAAAAACAAAAAAACAACAAAAAAAACAAAACCGUUGCCUAAUGAUGCCAAUGAAAGACAAACUAUUAACCAUGAAUUUUUAAGUGCAAGUAAAAGAAAAUUAACCAGAAGUGUCUAGAGUAUAAGAGUGAGAGCAAAUGUGUGCGCGAUUACUUUUUAUUUUGUUUUAUGUUUUGUUUUUUGUUUUGUUUCCCGUUUGUAGUAGUAGCGCUAAUCAUGAUCAUUGUCACUUUACACAGCUACUACAAUGUGUUAACAGUACAUGUAUGGGUGCAAUUCAGUAACCAGAAGAAUAACUAGAGAAAUUUCAUCAAAACUAUAUAUUUUUCUACCAUAUCUGAGUUUUAACCUGGGUGCGCUUCCGGACACUUUGGAGGAGACAUCGUGGGCUUGCCGGGGAAAAAUGGCUAAUUCUGGUGGGGGGGGGGCUCAGUGUUUGCUAGACGGUCGCCAUGGCAACCCUGUGAGAUGGACUUGCGUCAGCGCCCCGCCGGUGCCGCGUGCCACACUUCCCCAGAGCUCCGGUUUGUUUCUCUGAUAUGUAGAUUGACGUGUUGGUUGCCAGUAGAUCAGACUUUUAAAACUUACCAUUUUUAUUUUUGAACUUCAGAUGAAAACACUUUGUAAUUUUGUUUCCCUGCUGCUUCGAUCAUGAGCUCCGAGUGGAGGACGGCACCUUUUUUUUUUUUUUUCUUCUUUUUUGUGUAGCCAUGUUGAAAUGUAGAGAGAAAUAGCUCUUGUAAAAAAAAAAAAAGAAAAACGAGAACUGGACUGUGAGCACAUUUGCUUGCUCGGUUUUGGCAGCUGAACUCUCUCGAAGCUCAUGACCUUUUAUCUGCCACAGGCUGCGUGUUACACAGGGGGCCGCACGGGGCCGGUGUGUUUACAUCCUAGUGCUACUCGCCGCUUUUCAAAGUUGCAUGCUCUCUUUUAAGUAAGUGGACAACAUAAAUGUGAGCCUCUAGAACACCGCAGUUAAAAUCUGAUACAAACUCCGCCUGAAGAGUCUCCAUAAACCAUAAACUGUGUUUUCCGAACUUCCAGAGAUGACCCAAACAUCUCUUUCACCAGCUCUGGGUCUGCAGUGGUCGUUUAUUUGCCAAAAAGUUUUUUUUUUAUUGUCCGCUGAACAGCUAAAAGUGCAUUGGGCAGUAUUCCAAGAUGUUGUCGACACCUGUUAGUGAAAAUUGUGAGAUGUGUCCGUUUAAAUGUGGGGGGAAAACUCCAAGACCUAUUUUUCAGCUUUUUACAGCAUGGGAAAAAAAAGAAACUUUCCAUCUCCUGCUUUCGUGUAAGCCGUAUCAAAUUAUUUCUACACAUCACCACCAUGCUCAUCAGGCCUCCUGUGUGACUCGCACUCAUUCUUUUUGUUGGUUUGUUUUUGUUUCUCAUUCAUUCUUAGUCCUGAUAGGCCAACAGGGGGUUGCACUGCACAAGAUGGGGAAGGAAAGUGGAAGGAAAAAAAAAAGCUAUUCUCACACGGCAGCGGUGAGGACAGCUUGCUGAUUUUGCUCAAAUACUUGACAAAACUUUGUAUUUAAAUAUACAAGCCUUUGGAAAUGUUCUAUUAUAAACAAAAACAAAAAUAAGUAUUUACCAAAAAAAAAAAAUGAUGAAAGAUUCAGUUUCAUCAGAACUGUUGUGCUUUGAUCAGAAUUAAUAAUCCGCUCUUUUAUGCACAAAAACAAAGCCACUAUGAAGGAGUGACGAAAGCACAAAUUCAGAAACCCCUAAGUCAUAAACCUUUGCAUUUUUGACCUCCAUGUCUUGAUUCAGUACAUUAAAUAUAACAAAAUAUUACAUAACUUUUUGUCAGAUGGGUGCAGCCACUAGAUAGCGCAGUUUGACACUUUCCUCCCCUUUGAGAAAGACAGCAUUUUAGACCCUUUCAGUGUAAGUCAACGAGUGACGGAAUUGCCAUUGAGGGAGUAACUGUGUUUAUACUGCAUUUUAACUUUAAAAUAAAAAAUAAAAAGAGGGCGAAACACCAAACAGAAUGUGCCAUUUCUUCCUCCCUGAAUGUGCAAUACAGACUCUUUGUUGUGAAGGUGUAACUACAUCGCUGUCACUGUGGUGAAAUAGCGCCCUCUCCUGGUCAUGUGGAGUUAGCAGCACCUCUCAGAGGAGGAUGAGAGGAGGAUGAAGGUGGAGGAGGAGGAAGAGGAGGUGCAGGGCAUCAUUGAGACCUCCUGGAUGUGGCGUGCUGUCUUCUCUGGUCUUCUAGUCUGUUUUGUAGUAGAAUGUGCUCCUUGGCUGGCCUGCAGGCUUUACAGCUCUGUGUUGUCUUUUUACUAUUUACUGCUACUUAACUGUCCGGUCCUUGAAACGUAAAUAAUAAUUAUUAUAAUAAUAAUAACAAUAACAACAAUGAUAUAAAAAAAAAACAAAUACAUUUCAAAAGAAACUGUAGCCUGCUUCUACAAAAUCUUAAAAGCUUCUUCUGAUUUGCAUAUAUCGUACUGUAAUGUUUUAUUUAAGAUUUUAGUGGAAAAAAACAAAUGUCUGCAUUGAAACUAAAUUAUGGGAAUUAAAAUUACAAAGAACAACUAAA